This is a messenger RNA of Malaclemys terrapin pileata, 2118 nucleotides long. Its product is annotated as transforming growth factor beta activator LRRC32-like. The record is from RefSeq and is a predicted model, not a curated record. NCBI's taxonomy places the organism in Eukaryota, Metazoa, Chordata, Testudines, Emydidae. The transcript has 2 exons. Gene Ontology annotation, molecular function: protein binding. Gene Ontology annotation, cellular component: extracellular matrix. The coding region runs from base 1 to 2118 and encodes 705 amino acids.
AUGUUUCUGUCAGAACACCGGCUGGCUGAAAGAGGAUAUUUGCUGCUCUGGCUGCUCCCAUCUGUUCUCAAAGCCCAGCCUAGUGCGGAGGUGAGCCCAAAGCCUCUGCCAUGCCAGCAGAGCUCAGUUCAGGUCUCAUGCCAAGGUCUUGGCCUCCGCACAUUUCCAGAGAAGCUUGGCCAUGGGGUUAAGCAGCUCGACCUCUCUGACAACUUCAUCCAAAACCUGACGGAAAGCUGCACAUCAAAGUUAGGGCAGCUAGAGCACCUCAACAUGCAUUUCAACCAAUUGGCAACUGUGUCAGAAAUGGCCCUGACUCAUCUAACUCAUCUUCACUCUCUGCUCCUAGCUGCAAACCACCUUGAUAGGAAUUACUUCACCAAUGGAAGAGCCUUCGGGUCACUGAGGAAUCUAAAGGUCCUGGACCUUUCUGCAAAUAAUUUGGACAGUGAUAUGGCAGCCUGGUACUUCAGCAAACUCACCUCUUUAAAGAAACUGGAUCUGUCCUGGAACAAGAUGACCAGGCUGCCAGGGAGCAUCUUCCAGGGAACUCUAAAGCUGAGAGAGAUCAACCUUAACAAUAACUACAUCACGGAAAUAGAGGAAGGAGCUUUUGAGGCUCUAUUAAAUCUAAAAGUGGUGAAUUUAGCCAUGAAUUCCCUUCACUGUAUCUCGGGCUUCAGCCUCACACAGCUGCAAGUUUUAAAUCUCAGUUACAAUGCCCUGGAGUUCUUUGUUACGGAGGAGAGAAAGGAACACUACCAGCUUCAGGUGCUAGAUCUGAGUCAUAACAAACUGAUCUACUUUCCAGAGCUUCCCAAGAUGCAUCGCCUCACACACUUAAACCUCUCUGAUAACGCCAUGGUCUCUUUGGCUCCAAGUUCCACCAAUACAGCAGAGUUCAGACUGCAGUAUGAUGAGAUGGCAAGACCUAACAUAUCCUUGAAUAUUUACAAUGCAGCAGCUAGACUGUCAAAGAUAACUGACUUAGAUCUCAGCAGUAACCUGUUGAAUUUGUUCCCAGUUACUUUCCUUCACAAUCUGAGCUCCCUCCAGAAUCUCAAUAUGGCUAAGAACUGUCUCCAUAAUAUAGCUGUGGAGUCAUCUCCUGGUGAUAUGGAAAGCAAGGAGCCAGGCGUGAUGCAUGACAAUGCCUUUUUGUCGGUGCGAUCACUGGAUCUUCAAGGCAAUUUCAUUCAUUCCUUGCCACCGUGGUUUUUUGGUAUUCUGCCCAAACUGGAAACACUUGACCUUGGUUCUAACAGCCUCCAGCCUUGUGAGAGCCAGAAUGCUAAUAAAAGAGAGAUCCCAAUAGGUCAUAACUCAGAUCAAAGAGGUAACUGUACAUCCUUCUGUGACAUACCGCAGCUGAAGUAUCUGAGUUUACGUAGGAACAACAUUGUGAGGCUAUAUCCUUACAUGUUCAACCAAACCUCUUUGGUCUCCCUGGAUCUGUCUGAGAAUGAAGACUUGUUCAUGCCAAAAGGAGCUCUGGAGGGUCUGGAAUUCUCUUUGCAGAAGCUCUCUCUGAGAGGAAAUCAGAUGGACAACAACAAGACAGAGUUCCCUUGUCUGAAGAUGCUGAAAAAGUUGGACAUCUCAGACAACAAGUUGAGUCUUUUGCCCCCUGAUCUUGUCUGCUCUCCACUGGAAAAUCUGGACAUUCGCAAUAACAAUCUCCAGGCCUUAGAGAAACCUGCCACUGUGAGAUGGUCCAGCAGCCUCAAUCAUCUGAAUGUUGCUGGCAAUCCCUUUAGCUGUUGUGCACUGAGCUGGCUGGAAAUUCUACAAGCUGCCCAUGUGAGUGUGUUGGAUCUGAAUGAAACUCUGUGCUCUUAUCAGGACAAGAACAGGAACUUCUCAACUAAGAUAGCCAACAAGACCACGUGGCUUUGUCCUCAUCAGAUAGGAAAUCGCUACCUGAUGGUAUUGAUGGUGGUGGUGAUCACUCUUUGCUUUCUGUUUCUCAGCUGUGGGAUAUGCUGUCGUCUGAAAAAGAGUCGUCAGCUGUCAAAGUAUCUGGGAUUCAGAAGCAACAGGGUGGACCCCAUUCCUUAUCAUCCAAAUAAGGAAAAGAGAACUGAACAGAUAGCAAUAGACCGAGUUACAGAAGUAUAG